Molecule: messenger RNA, 2010 nt
Organism: Arachis ipaensis
Lineage: Eukaryota; Viridiplantae; Streptophyta; Magnoliopsida; Fabales; Fabaceae
Source: RefSeq, a predicted model, not a curated record
GAAGGCAAUUGAAAAAGAAGUGGAAUACUGCUAAGGCAAGCUAUAUAUCCACAGGAAAAUCCACUUAUUUGACCUCCUCCAAAAAUAUUCAAACAAGAAAAGAAAGGAAUUCCAAAAUAAUCAUAUAUAUCUGCCAUUUUACAAUUCUACAAUAUAAUCUCCUCCCAUCCCUCCCUGAUCAACUAGUAUAAUGGCAACAACAACAAUAGGCAUCACCUAUAUUAUUAUUCUUGUUGCAUGUUUUCUCUCUUCAUCAUCAGGUACAUACAUACCCUGCUUUCAUUUAAUUUACUAUAUUUGUUCUGCUUUAUUUUGUGUCUUCAAUUCGUUCCAUUCCAUGCAUGCAGAUAUUGGAGUUGAAUCAUUCGGAAUCAACUACGGGCAAGUAGCAAACAAUCUACCAGAGCCAGAGAAAGUGCUAACACUGUUGAGCACCCUAAGGAUCACAAAGACAAGAAUCUACGACACCAACCCUGACAUUCUCAGGUCUUUCGCAAACUCCAACAUGGACUUAAUCGUGACGGUGGAGAACGAGAUCCUAAGCCAACUGGACGAUCCACAAGCGGCGUCUCAGUGGGUCAGCACCCGCAUACUACCAUACCUACCGGAAACAAAGAUCAGCGGAAUUCAGGUUGGAAAUGAAGUCUUCACGGACGACGACACCACUCUCAUCCAGCACCUUGUCCCUGCAGUCAUCAACAUCCACAACGCUCUCACCAAAGCAGGAUACUCCAACAUCCAAGUCUCCACGCCCAGUUCUCUGGCGGUUCUGGAUGAGUCUUACCCUCCUUCUGCCGGCACCUUCAAGGCCGAGAUAUCUACAAUCAUGUACCAGUUCUUGAACUUCCUCUCAACAACCAAGACCCCCUUUUGGAUCAAUGCAUACCCAUACUUUGCAUACAAAGACGAGCCUAAUCAGAUUCCACUCGACUACGUUCUCUUCAAUCCCAACUCGGGAAUGGUUGAUCCCAACACCAAGCUUCGCUACGACAACAUGCUCUAUGCAAUGGUCGACGCCGUUUACUUCGCCAUUGCCAAGAUGGGCUUCAAGGGGAUCGAGGUCAGAGUCUCUGAAACCGGUUGGCCUUCCAAGGGUGAUGUAGACGAAGCUGGUGCAACUCCGCAGAAUGCCGCUACUUACAAUCGUAACUUGUUGAGGAGGCAAAUGGCCAAUGAAGGCACACCUUUGAAUCCCAGGAUGAGGUUGGAGGUUUACUUGUUUGCAUUGUUCAACGAAGAUUUGAAGCCUGGACCUACCUCUGAAAGAAACUAUGGUCUUUUUCAACCUGAUGAGUCUAUGACUUACAAUGUUGGCUUCUCUGCUCUUGCAACCACAUCUUCUUCUUCAUCGCCGUCUUCUUCCUCUUCUUCUUCCUCCGCCUCCUUUUCCCUUGCCUCACGUGCCACUCACACCAAGGUAGUUCACAAGGGAUACCAUCAAAGCUUCAUGUUUUGGAUGUUUGUGUAUUGGGUAAUUUCAGCCCUUUAUGUGUGAACAAAAUUACAGUGCAUCAUGCGGUAAUUCAAGUGGCUAAAAAGGUGACCUGUCUCACAAACCAAAAGGAGCUUUCCAGAAUCUGAAAUACUACUUCAUGAACUCUAUCUAUUAAAGGCAACCUAGCUAGCUAUUUUGUGUAAAAAAAAUAGAAAGCACACGCUUUCCAAAAGAUUGGGCAGCAAAAGAAAGGAGUUCAAUUUCGAUGGGGGAGAGAAUUGAUGAUGAAGAUUAUUAGUACUACCAAACAUCUUAAUUCAAGUGGCUAUACUUUAAUUUCUUUCAUCCACUUAACCCCACCAUUAGUCACAUUAUUCUAGCAACAUUACCAUGUGGCCGCAAUGUGAUGUGAAAUUUAGCUUAUUUUUAGGUACAUAAAGGGACAAAAACGCCACCUCAUUCUUUCAGUUUCGAUGCAAGAUGAUGUUGCAACAGAAUCAUUUCUAGUUUAAAAUACCAAAUAUAUCUUAGCUUCUACGUUCCUCAUUAUAUGUAAAGUUUUUAAUCUCGCUUUU